UUCAAUCAAACACCCAAACACAAACAAACCAUUGCAGCUACGUUUUAUUACACUCAGAAUUUCUUUGCAAUGAAGCAACUCAUCCGCCGUCUCUCCCGCGUCGCCGACGUCUCCGCCCAGUACAACCUCAUCCGCUCCACGCCUCCACCUGAAUCCUUUCGUGUCGCUGUUAAGAAGCAGGCGCCGCGGUCGGUCACCCAGGGCCACGUCCCGGUUUACGUCGGGGAAGAGAUGGAGCGGUUCGUUGUUAACGCGGAGCUGCUCAACCACCCGGUUUUCGUCGGGUUGCUUAACAAGUCGGCUCAGGAGUACGGGUAUGAGCAAAAAGGGGUGCUGCAUAUUCCCUGUCGCGUGCUCGUUUUUGAAAGGGUUAUGGAAGCAUUGAGACUAGGGGUUGAAUCAAGUGACCUCCAGGAUCUCCUUCGUUCUUUCUCCGACGAUUUCUAGGCAGAGAAACAUGAGCAUACGAGGUCUGUUUUUUUUAGGUUUUCCCCCCAUGUAAAUAGAUGAUGUUAAAGGAAAA
Molecule: messenger RNA, 523 nt
Organism: Hibiscus syriacus
Lineage: Eukaryota; Viridiplantae; Streptophyta; Magnoliopsida; Malvales; Malvaceae
Product: auxin-responsive protein SAUR71-like
Exons: 1
Coding region: 70-447 (125 amino acids)
Biological process (GO): response to auxin
Source: RefSeq, a predicted model, not a curated record